CCGCCUCCUGCCUGCCAUAUAAGCGCUCAGCGCGGCGAACAGCAGUGCACUGUGUCCCUCGGACACAGCGGAUCACCGAUCCACGGAAAGAGCCGAAGAUGUCGGCUUGGUCAUGUGAUCAGCUGUUUCCAAUCACAGCUGAUCACAUGUAAACAGGGAAAUGCCGGUUAUCGGCAUUUCUCUCCCACGAGCUGCAACGCUGACAGCUCAGCACUGAUGAUCAGUCCCCGGCAUCGCCACCUGUCAGUGUCCAUUAGUACCAGCUCUCAGUGCUCAUCCAUGCCACCUGCCAGUGCCCAUCAGUGCCACAUCAAUGCCACAUAUCAGUUCCCAUCAGUGCCACAUCAAUGCUACAUAUCAGUGCCCAUCUGAGCUGCCUUUCAGUGUCACCCAUCAGUGCCAGUCAGUGCCACCUAUCAAUGCCAGUCAGUGCCACCUAUCAGUGCUGCCAGUCAGUGCUGCCUAUCAGUGCCAGUCAGUGCCACCUAUCAGUGCGAGUCAGUGCCACCUAUCAGUGUGCAUCAGUGCCGCCUAUCAGUGCCCGUCAGUGCUGCGUAUAAGUGCCACCUA
Messenger RNA from Staurois parvus, 570 nucleotides. NCBI's taxonomy places the organism in Eukaryota, Metazoa, Chordata, Amphibia, Anura, Ranidae. The record is from the annotation of a GenBank genome assembly.